Magnolia sinica is the source of this 4287-nucleotide messenger RNA. Its product is annotated as transcription factor MYB3R-1-like. Gene Ontology annotation, cellular component: nucleus. The transcript is spliced from 13 exons. Lineage: Eukaryota; Viridiplantae; Streptophyta; Magnoliopsida; Magnoliales; Magnoliaceae. Gene Ontology annotation, biological process: regulation of DNA-templated transcription. Gene Ontology annotation, molecular function: RNA polymerase II cis-regulatory region sequence-specific DNA binding; DNA-binding transcription factor activity, RNA polymerase II-specific. The record is from RefSeq and is a predicted model, not a curated record. The coding region runs from base 283 to 3678 and encodes 1131 amino acids.
AGCCGGUGGCUCGCCCGUUGGGUUUCGAAAUAUGAAAGCGGCCGUAAGUGGCCUCUAGAUACAACCAAAACUCCUGAUGCCUUUCAUCCCAGCCGUCCGAUCAAUCACGUUCUGUUCGACAUUUAAGCAUCUGUAAUGCGCGUAUCGCAUCGUCAGAAGCAGAUCUCUUCGAUGCCACUGCUCUCGAUCAUGUGAUUUCCUGCAUCCUCUUUCUAUCAAAUUCCAAUUACAUUGAUCAGAGAGUGGACUGACGCAUGCACCUUCGCUUGCAUUUGAGGAAUAAUGGCAAGUGAAAACACGAGAUGCGCCAGGAGAAGUGAAGCUAUUCCUACUGCACUCGUUCAUGGCAGCAGCAUGGGUUUUCAGAAGCCACAACCUUUGCAUGGGAGGACAAGUGGCCCUACAAGGCGCUCGACAAAGGGGCAGUGGACUGCUGAAGAGGACACUAUACUGUGCAGAGCUGUCCAACGCUAUAAGGGAAGAAACUGGAAAAAAAUAGCUGAAUGUUUUAAGGACCGAACUGAUGUUCAGUGCCUGCACAGGUGGCAGAAAGUUUUGAACCCUGAACUUGUUAAAGGACCAUGGUCAAAAGAGGAAGAUGAUAAAAUAAUUGAAUUGGUCAGCAAAUAUGGAGCGAAGAAGUGGUCAACCAUUGCACAGGAACUGCCUGGACGCAUUGGAAAACAAUGCCGAGAAAGGUGGCACAAUCACCUUAAUCCUGCCAUAAACAAAGAGGCAUGGACUCAAGAAGAGGAAUUGGCACUAAUUCGAGCUCAUCAAAUUUAUGGGAACAAGUGGGCAGAGUUAACAAAAUUCUUACCAGGAAGGACGGACAAUGCUAUAAAGAAUCAUUGGAAUAGCUCCGUAAAAAAGAAAUUGGCUUCAUACUUGGCAUCAGGUCUGACUGAGUAUCAAGGUCCGCCUAAUUCAGACCUCUCAAACCAAUGCACUAUAUCAUCCUCUGCAAGGAGACAACAGAACAGUGGAGAUAGUGGUUUCAGAGAUGGUGCAGAAGUUGAAGAAUUAUCAGAAUGCAGUCAAGGUUCUGCUCCUGUUAGUUGUUCCCAACCUGAUUCUGAGAUGGGUAAUUUAAUUCCAGCUCAGGUUAGCGAAGAAUUUAAGAUAAGAGCAGAAGAUGUUCAACAGAACGUGCAAAGUUCUCAUUCAUCACUGGGUUCUAAAGAAUUUUAUGCUCCCCUAGAAGAAGCCACAUUUUCCGUGCCAGAAAUGACAUAUGUUGUGUCCGUUCCUCUGAAUUCCUCCAACCACAGUUUGUUACAUGGCGUGGAAAGAUCCAGCAGUAAAGCUUGUCUAUCAGGCACACAUGAAUUGCCUAGUACCAUGUCACCAGAGGUCUUGCAGGAAUCACCAGGUUUACUAGAAACAUCGAAACCGUACGCUUUGGGUGUUGGAGAAAACCAUGAAACAGAAUCUGUUCCAAUACAAGGCUCUAGUGGAUCCCAACUUCCUACUUCUGGGGGGAAUAUCCUUGGUGGCUGUGAUAAACCAUUGGACGAAGUAUUAAUAUCUAACGGUGAUUGUGGGAGAAAAAAACUUCCAGAGGCUGGGGUUCAUAGAGGCCCUUCUUUGGGAAAUCGUGUAGAAGCUUCAAAUAUCAUUGACCUGGAUGGCUGUGCAGGUUCUUUAUUUUGCCAAUCUGACGUACAGUGCUCUGAAAUGGCUAGGAGUUUAGCUUCGUGUUCAUUGAUUUGUCAAUCUGACAUGCAAGGCUCUGAGACGCCCAAACACUCAACUUCAUGUACAUUGAUUUGCGAUAGCUCUGAAAUGACCAGAACUUUGGCUUCAUGUUCACAUCCAUAUUACCCUAUCAAAUCAUCUGAUAUGAUGGAAGCAUCACAGUAUCAGAAUUUGUUCACGGUAGUUUCCCCAUCACUACUUUGUUCAGGUAAUGGUAAACAUAUAUCUAGAAGUGAGAAUACUGAAGGUGGAAACAUAUCAACUGGAACUCAAAACAUGGAGCUCGUUACCUACUCAUAUGAAGGCUUUGUCUAUCCACAUGGUUCUUUUAAUUCUCCCUUCAGAGUGGAUAGGUCUGAGGGCUGCAUGGUUGCAGAGUGGGAUCAAAAGAUGGAACCUCCAAAACCCGUGCCAGUGGAAAUGCUUUGUUCCAUAUCUGCAGAUGCCAAUGAAACCCUUAUAAGCAUGGAUGGAAGCACAGCUGUGCCUAUAGAGCAUCAGGAUUCAGGGGGUCUAUUUUAUGAGCCUCCCCGUUUUCCAAGCUUGGAAAUUCCGUUUGUCAGCUGUGAUCUCAUAUCAUCUGGAAGCGAGGCAUAUAGUCCCCUUGGCAUUCGGCAAUUAAUGAUGUCUUCUAUGAACUGCUCUACUCCUUACAGCUUAUGGGAUUCACCUUCUCAUGAUGGCAGUCCUGAUGCUGUUUUGAAGAGUGCUGCUAAAAGCUUCAUAUGCACUCCUUCAAUUUUAAAGAAACGGCAACGUGAGCUAUUGUCGCCAUUCCAAGAAAGGAAGAGUGACAAGAAGGAUCUUAACCAUGGGUUAUUUUCUACAUCUUCCGCCCUAAAUAUUAGCGACUAUUCAUGCCUGGAUGUUAGAUUUGAUGAAAAUAGAUCUUGUAGAGCCUCUGUAUCUGCUAUGGAUGGUGCACUCUUUUCUCCAUUGCAUUACCUGAAGAAGAAAUCUGUAGCCUCCCCAAGGGAGAAGGAAAAUUUGGAUCAUGCUUCUAGAGACCCAAAAGAUGAAGCAGUGCUUCCAGAUGCCAGGUCCUCAGACAAAGAUUGUGAUAAAAGUAAUCCUGAGGACAGGAUCAAGCAAGGAAUUGAUGGUUUGGAUGCACAUAUGAAGGCUGAUACAGAUGUUACAAUCCAAAGAUUGCAGAAUCCUACUGGAGUCCUUGCUGAACAUGAUUCAAAUGACCUGCUUUUGUUUUCCCCUCCUGAAGAUCGGAAUCCUACAAAUGGAACCUUGAAUAGUGGUGCUAGGACUCUGAGAACUCAACUCUGCAGAAAACUGGAUAUUACGUCAAACCCUGAUGACAUAAAUGGCCAUUCUGAAUCUUCAUCAGGAGAUCCAUGUUUUUCCGGCCUUUUUUCUCCUAAUCUUGGUGAAGGAAAGCAUGACCGCCAUUUGAUCCCUCCAUUACAGGUUACAUAUGAGAAGGCUGGGUCGUCUAACAAUGAUGACAUUGAAAACAUUAGCAGCAUCUUUGCUGACACCCCUAGCAUCAAAAGAGGUAUUGAGUCUCCUUCAGCUUGGAAGUCACCUUGGUUCAUGAAUUCUCUUCUACGAGGACAGAAAUUUGACACAGACAUAUCAUUCGAGGAGAUAGGAUACUUCUUCAGUCCUGGAGAAAGAACCUAUGAUGCGAUUGGGCUGAUGAGGCAGUUAAAUGAACAGUCUGCUGCUGCAUUGGCUGAGGCUCGGGAGGUUCUUGCAAGUGGAGAUACUGGAGCAGCAGAUUCACAUGCAAAUGAAAGAUGCCAUUCUGUUCAAAAUCCAUUGGAAGAGGAUAAUCAGUUCCUAGACAAUGAGGUCGAAAAUCUCAUUUCUUUCCCACCUGGCGCCUUGAUAGAGCGACGUGUUCUUGAUUUCAGUGGUUGUGAGACGCCGGGCAAAGGGGCAGAGGGCAGGAAACCAGAUGGGUUAGGGACUUCAGUAAGCUUUUCAAGCCCAUCGUCCUAUCUGUUAAAAGGUUGCCGGUAGUAGGCUUUGGUCAACUACAGGAAGCUUUUCAAGGGCCCUCCAAUCUAUCAUUUGAAAGGUUAUGAACACUGGAAGGUUGUGCCAUGCUGCAGCAAAACUUCUCAACCGACUCUUCCAAUCCAAUCAGGGGCCGCAGUCUGUAGAUGAUCAUCAUUACCCCACUGCAGCUUCUUGAAUCCGUUCCAUCUUUAAAGGGUUCUCGUUAGCUGGUUCUAAUGUUAACCCCCUUUGUAACUUCUCACGGUCCCCGUUUGGGCCGUCGCUUUCUUCUGGGUAGUAGAGCCUUCAUUUGCAUUUCUUCUGGCAGGUGUGUUGUUCUUCAGUGCUCUGCAUUGACCACAGCCAUCGGCUUCUUCAAGCGACAAUGCCUAUCUGUUGAAGCAAUGCUGCUAGCGUGACUUAUGGUCAACCGACUACGGAGGGUGGCUGUUAGCAGGCUUUUAUGGCUAACCUACUUCUGCUGCAUAUAUCUAUGUAUUUUCUGUUUGCUGUCAAAUUCAUAUGAAAUCAAUUCAUAGCUUGUCUAUUGCUUUUGUAGUCCCUUCUCAAAUCAAAGACAUAAUGUAUGAUUAUCUCUUGAAGAUAAAUGUGUAUUUUACAUUCCUUGCA